Messenger RNA from Entamoeba nuttalli P19, 156 nucleotides. Its product is annotated as hexokinase 2, putative. Gene Ontology annotation, molecular function: ATP binding; phosphotransferase activity, alcohol group as acceptor. Gene Ontology annotation, biological process: carbohydrate metabolic process. The annotation marks the transcript as partial. The transcript has a single exon. The record is from RefSeq and is a predicted model, not a curated record. NCBI's taxonomy places the organism in Eukaryota, Evosea, Mastigamoebida, Endamoebidae.
AUGCAAGAAAUCAUUGAUCAAUUUGCUAUUGACAAAGAAAAGUUAGAAAUUAUUGUUCAAAGAAUGAGUGAGGAAUUAACUAAUGGACUUCAAGAUAAACCAAGUACUCUUAAAAUGCUUCCAUCUUAUGCUCCUAUUCCUACUGGAAAAGAAGUU